Sceloporus undulatus (fence lizard) is the source of this 12370-nucleotide messenger RNA. It is a transcript of the gene DNAH3, whose product is annotated as dynein axonemal heavy chain 3. Lineage: Eukaryota; Metazoa; Chordata; Lepidosauria; Squamata; Phrynosomatidae. The coding region runs from base 92 to 12319 and encodes 4075 amino acids. Gene Ontology annotation, cellular component: dynein complex. Gene Ontology annotation, molecular function: dynein intermediate chain binding; ATP binding; ATP hydrolysis activity. Gene Ontology annotation, biological process: microtubule-based movement. The record is from RefSeq and is a predicted model, not a curated record. The transcript is spliced from 61 exons.
CUAUUGCAAACCGAGUCUCAGCUAAGACUUUCUCACUGAAAUUGAUUCUCAUCUGAAAGCAGUCCAGACAUAGCUGGAGCCAAAGUUCAUCAUGAAUCCAAGUCAGGAUGCCAAAAUUGUGAGGGUACAGAAUGAUUCUAUCUAUAAUAUGAGCCAUGCCAAACAAAUACCAGAAUUACCACCUUUGCCUCCUUCGGCUGCAGUAGACCCUUCUGAACUAUAUCAGAUGAUCCAAAAGAGCAGCUAUUACCCCACUCUGAUGCAGAGAGCAUCCUGGAUGUUGGCAGCUCCAUUCAAAGAGCAACGUUAUUUCCGAAGCCCAAGCGACUCCAUUGCCAACAACUACACUCUCACAGCACGCAACCUGAAGAUGAUGGAUUUACAGAAGAUAGUUUCACCUGUAAGGGCAAAGAAGAUAUUUGGACCUGCAAAACAGAAAGCUGGAUUUUCACCUCCAAAAGAAUAUCUUCCUUCUGAGAAGAAGGCAAAACUUUCUUUAAGAAUCACAGAUGCUGAACCUGAGAGUGCUACAGAACCACUCCAAGUAUGCAGUUCGGAUUUGUUACAGAUGGAUCAGGAAAUCCCAGCGGUAGGAAUUCCUCAUUAUUCUGACAGCCUUCCACUGACUCCAGAAGAACAGCUGGUUGUCAUGCUCUACCAUGAGGAGGAGAUAAACAAGCAACAAGAGUUACCUACCGAUACUGAUCUAGAGCGAUACUGUUACUACAUCCAUAAAGGCAUCCGGAAAGACAUGCUGGCACCACAGGAUGAACAUGUGAUGGACAAUAUUUUAAAGCAUAUCCCAAGUCAUUUUCUCAACAGUCCAAAUCUGGAGGCUUUACUGAAGAGUUUGACAGAAGAGAUUCAAGAUGAUUAUCAGAUUUGGCUCAUGAAAAACAUUGUCGAUUACAUCUUAAUGGAUCCAGAUGAGAGAAAAAGACUUUUUAUAUACAAUAUUCCACAACCUUUCCCACAAAGAGUGAUCCGUGCACCAGUUCCGUGGCACAAAGUCUACCGAGAAGUGAAAAUCUGGAAUGAAAGCCACCUCUUCACAAUUAAUCCUAUGAUGCUUACUUUACAACGCCUCUGGUUUACAGAGUUUUGUGAACUCAGGUUUGUUCGCACCAAGGAAAUCCUUGCAGGUGAUUUGCCACUACUGCCCAAUGAAUUUGAAGAGUUGGUCCAAAAGCAUUGUCAGGAAGCUCAUGAUAUUCUUCUGAACAGGUGGAUUCCCACGUGUGCAGAUCUUUUUAUCGAGCAGAAGCACAAUUGGCUCUAUCUUGCCCCACAGAAUGAUCUGGACUCUUCUCAACAGAUAGAAGAAUAUUUUGCCUCUGUAGCAAUCCUUAUGUCGUUACAGCUACGGGAGAUGGUCAUUAAUUCUUUAGAAGACAUCCUUUCUUUUUUUAAGAUUCACAAGGAUGGCAAUGACUUUGGAGAAACGUACCAUGAAAUGCAGUUUUUUAUACCACAAAUACUAGUCAUUAAACUGGAUGUGGAGGACCCCAACAUUAUAUUUGAGCCAGAUACAAGAGCUUGCUGGGAUUUAAUCUACCGCUGCUUCAUGGGAGUCCUAAAGAAUUCUGAGGGACUUCCAAAGGUCCAAGUUAAACUUUUCCCGGAAUUAAAAGGGGAUGACCUAAUUCUUCGUACUGUCCAAGAAGAUGAAACUUUAGUUUCAGAAUAUGUGAAAAAAACUGCUGAGAUAUUUGAGCGCAAUCUGAUUGGUCCACAGAAAUACUUAAACGUGUACAAUAAAUACAGCGACCUCUUGAAUAACAACGCAGAACAAGACGUGACUGAUUUUUUGAGCAAAAGGCAUGAUCUGGACGAUUUUGUGCUGAAAAUCGAUAGUUUGACAAAGCUGAAAAAAGAAAUUGCCUCCAUGCAUGUUACUGUCCCUCUGGCCAUGUUUUGCCUUGAUGCAUUAAAGCUGAAUGAAGAGCUUUGCAGACGGACUCAGCGGCUGAAAGACAGACUGAUUGAGUUUGAAGUGGAGGAAAACAGGGAGGUAAACCAAAGCAUUUGCAAUCAGUACAACAUAAUUGCAGACAAAGUCAGCGAAGUGCCUUUGACCACCGAGGAGCUUGUCGAGCUCACGGCCUAUUUGAAAAAAUCCAGCGAUGUUACUGUUUUUAAGCUGCGUCGUGAAAUUAGGGAGGCGAUCUACAGACUCGAGUUCCUGAUGGACUAUGCUGACCUCCCUGAUGAUGAUAUAAAACUAAACAGUACUGUUCUCCAUUGGCCGGAUGAAAUUGAGAUAAUAUUUGAUGCCAGUAGGAACCAACUGAUGAAUAGACGGGAUCAUGCAGAACUUGCUUUGGUAAAAAGGUGCUCAGAGUUUGAAGCUAUCCUCGAAGGUUACAACAAAGAAGUUGAAAGUUUCCGAAAGAAGGAUGUCAUGACUAUGGAAGAAAUGAAGAACAACGUGGAAAAAUUUAAUGAGUUGUCUAAGAAUUUGGACUUUGCCCUGGCAGAAUAUGAAGCUAUUAAUAAGGAAGAAGAACUACUUGAACGGGAGAAAAGUCAGUUUCCUCUACUUCAGACCAUUAUCACACACAAACAGCCCUUUGAGCAGCUUUGGGUGACUGCUUAUAAUUUCCACGUAAAGUCUGAGGAAUGGAUGAAUGGACCUCUGGCACAGUUGAAUGCUGAAGAAAUCAGUGAGGAGGUCUCAAACAUGUGGAGGACUGUAUACAAGUUGACCAAGACCUUUGUGGAUCUUCCUGGCCCUAAGCGUUUAGCAGAAAAUGUGAAAUUUAAAAUUGACAAAUUCAAACAGCACCUCCCUGUCCUCUCUAUUGCCUGCAAUCGUGGGAUGAAAGACAGGCACUGGGAGCAGAUUAGCGAUGUAGUUGGAUAUGAGAUCAGACCGGAUGAAACAACUUCCCUCAUGAAUAUGUUGGAAUAUGGACUUUCAAAAUAUAUUGAGAAGUUAGAACCUAUAGGAGCCGCAGCCAGCAAGGAAUAUUCCUUAGAGAAAAACAUGGAGAAAAUGAAAUCGGAAUGGGCCAACAUCUGCUUCACUUUUGUAAAAUACCGAGACACGGAUACCAGCAUUCUUUCAGCGAUUGAUGACAUCCAGCUCUUGCUUGAUGAUCACAUUGUCAAAACCCAGACAAUGUGUGGUUCUCCAUUCAUCAAACCAAUUGAAGCAGAGUGUCGGAGAUGGGAAGAUAAACUUGUCACAAUGCAAGAGAUUUUAGAUGGCUGGUUGAAAUGCCAGGCAACAUGGCUUUAUCUGGAACCCAUCUUCAGUUCUGAAGACAUCAUUGCUCAGAUGCCAGAGGAGGGCAGGAAGUUUAAAAUAGUGGAUACUUACUGGAAGGACAUCAUGGUACAAGCAGUGAAAGACACCAGAGUAUUGGUUGCCACUGAGCAGCCGAAAAUGUUGGACAGACUUCAGGAAGCAAAUUUGCUUUUGGAAGAUAUUCAGAAGGGCCUGAAUACGUACUUAGAGAAGAAAAGAUUAUUUUUUCCAAGAUUCUUCUUCCUUUCUAAUGAUGAGUUGCUGGAGAUUCUGUCGGAAACCAAGGAUCCUCUCCGUGUCCAGCCACACUUGAAGAAGUGCUUUGAGGGAAUUGCAAAACUAGAAUUUACUGAUGACAUGGAGAUCACGGGCAUGAUCAGCUCUGAGAAAGAAGUUGUGCCUUUUAUUAAGAAAAUCUUCCCUGCACAUGCCAAAGGCAUGGUGGAGAAAUGGCUGUCACAAGUAGAAGAAAUGAUGUUGGCCAGUAUUAGGCAUGUCAUAUCAAAGGGCAUUGAAGGUUAUGAUGAGGUUCCCCGGAAGAAGUGGGUGUUGCAAUGGCCAGGACAAAUUGUUAUCUGUGUGUCAUCCAUCUUCUGGACAAAAGAAGUAUCAGAAGCUAUUAAAAAAAGUGCCUUACCGGCAUUUUUGGAGAAGAGCAACAAGCAAAUUGCAGAAAUUGUUGAACUGGUGAGAGGAAAGCUGUCAGGAGGGGCCCGGUUGACCCUGGGAGCCCUUACAGUCAUUGAUGUCCAUGCACGGGAUGUAGUUGCAAACUUGGCUGAAGAUCGGAUUUCAGAUUUGAAUGAUUUCCAGUGGAUUUCUCAACUGAGAUAUUACUGGGAAGAUGAUCAAGUGAUGGUCCGAAUGAUUACUACUGAAGCCAGAUAUGGCUAUGAGUACCUGGGCAACUCUCUGCGUUUGGUGAUAACUCCACUGACAGACCGAUGCUAUAGGACACUAAUGGGAGCUUUAAAAUUAAACCUGGGAGGUGCUCCUGAAGGACCUGCAGGGACUGGCAAAACUGAAACAACCAAAGAUCUUGCAAAAGCGCUGGCCAAGCAGUGUGUUGUCUUCAAUUGCUCUGAUGGUCUCGAUUACAAAGCCAUGGGGAAAUUCUUUAAAGGAUUGGCACAGGCUGGAGCAUGGGCCUGUUUUGAUGAAUUCAACAGAAUUGAGGUUGAAGUUCUGUCUGUGGUGGCACAGCAGAUUCUCAGUAUCCAGCAGGCUAUUAUUAGAAAGCUCCGAACAUUUAUGUUUGAAGGCACAGAGAUUUCCCUUAAUCCAACAUGUGCGGUAUUCAUCACUAUGAAUCCUGGGUAUGCUGGACGGGCGGAACUUCCCGAUAACCUGAAGGCUUUAUUCCGUACAGUAGCUAUGAUGGUUCCAGAUUAUGCUUUGAUUGGUGAAAUAUCACUUUAUUCAAUGGGAUUCCUUGAUUCCAGAAGUCUUGCCCAGAAAAUUGUUGCUACCUAUCGACUUUGUUCUGAACAGUUAUCAUCACAACAUCAUUAUGAUUAUGGAAUGCGUGCUGUGAAAUCUGUCCUGACAGCAGCAGGAAACUUGAAGCUAAAGUAUCCAGAUGAAAACGAGAGUGUGUUAUUGCUUAGGGCUCUGCUGGAUGUUAACUUGGCUAAAUUCUUAGCACAAGAUGUUCCUUUAUUUCAGGGGAUCAUAUCUGAUUUGUUUCCUGGAGUGAUUCUUCCCAAACCCGAUUAUGAGCUCUUCAUCCAUGCCCUGAAUGACAAUAUCGAAAAAAUGAAUCUUCAGCCCGUUCCAUGGUUUCUUGGAAAAAUUAUCCAGAUUUAUGAAAUGAUGAUGGUGCGUCAUGGAUAUAUGAUUGUUGGGGAACCAAUGGGGGGCAAAACCAGUGCCUACAAAGUCCUAGCUGCAGCGCUUGGAGAUUUGAGCCUAGAAAGUUCAUCAGAGGAAUCCGCAGUCGAAUACAGGAUUAUCAACCCCAAAGCCAUCACCAUGGGGCAGCUGUAUGGAUGUUUUGACCCUGUAAGCCAUGAAUGGACAGAUGGUAUCCUUGCAAACACCUUCAGAGAACAGGCUUGCUCUACGACAGAGGACAGAAAGUGGAUCAUCUUUGAUGGGCCAGUGGACGCUGUUUGGAUAGAGAACAUGAACACAGUGCUAGAUGAUAACAAGAAGCUCUGCUUAAUGAGUGGUGAAAUCAUUCAGAUGAGUGCAAAAAUGAGCUUAAUCUUUGAGCCAGAAGAUCUGGAACAAGCAUCUCCAGCCACAGUCAGCCGGUGUGGGAUGAUCUAUAUGGAACCUCAUCAGUUAGGUUGGAAGCCUCUGAAAGAUUCUUAUAUGAACACGUUGCCUCCGGUCUUGCAAGAUGUCCACAAAGAAUUGAUUGAAGACUUGUUCAUGUGGUUAGUUCAUCCUUGCUUGGAAUUCGUGCGUCAUCACUGCAAAGUCAUACUUCAGACAUCUCCUAUCCAUCUUUCCCAUAACAUGAUGACCCUGUUUAGUUCUUUGCUUGAUGAAAUCAAGCAAUCUGGAGAAGAAGAAGGAGAAGGCAUGUCCAGUCAGCAGAUCACCUUGUGGCUUCAAGGCCUCUUUCUUUUUGCUUUGGUUUGGACAAUUGGUGGCACCAUCAAUGCAGAGGGCAGAAAGAAAUUUGACCACUUUUACCGAAAUCUGUUGAUGGGAAUGGAUGAUGACCACCCGCGCCCCAAAAGUGUGAAGCUAACCAAAAAUAAUAUAUUUCCAGAAAGAGGAAGUGUGUAUGACUUUUAUUUUCACAAGCAAGCCAGUGGACAGUGGAACAUGUGGAUGGAGUACAUAACAAAAGAAGAGCAGACCAUUGCUGCUGGUACAAAGGUCUCAGAACUUAUCAUUCCAACAAUGGAAACAGCCAGACAGAGUUUUUUCCUGAAAACAUAUGUGGAGCAUGAAAUCCCAUUGCUGUUUGUGGGACCCACUGGGACUGGGAAAUCCGCAAUUACCAACAGCUUCUUGAUCCAGCUUCCUAAGGCAAAAUACACCCCCAACUUCAUUAAUUUUUCUGCCAGAACCUCAGCAAAUCAGACCCAGGAUAUUAUUAUGUCAAAGCUGGACAGGAGAAGAAAGGGGUUGUUUGGACCUCCGGCAGGGAAAAAAAGCCAUUAUGUAUCAUCAAUAUUUUUCUUAGACGACUUAAAUAUGCCAGCAAAGGAGGUGUAUGGAGCCCAGCCACCUAUAGAACUCCUUAGGCAAUGGAUCGAUCAUGGCCACUGGUAUGACAAGAAGGACACUUCCAGGCUAGAUAUUGUGGAUGUUCUGUUUGUUUCAGCAAUGGGGCCUCCAGGUGGUGGAAGGAAUGAUAUUACAGGGCGUUUCACACGGCACUUGAAUAUCGUUUCCAUCAGUGCUUUUGACGAUGAGGUUUUAACCAAGAUUUUUGCCUCGAUUGUUGACUGGCACUUCAGCAAAGGGUUUGAGGCCUCAUUUCUAAGGCUAGGCAAAAUGUUGGUCCAGGCUACCAUGAAUAUUUACAAGCAGGCUGUGGAAAACUUCCUUCCUACUCCUUCCAAAUCUCACUACGUCUUUAACCUGCGUGAUUUCUCUCGAGUGAUUCGAGGCGUACUGCUGUGCCCACAUACCCAUUUACAGGAUGGAGAAAAAUUGAUCAGGCUUUGGAUUCAUGAAGUGUAUCGGGUCUUCUAUGAUCGCUUAAUAGAUGCACAGGACAGGGAAGUGUUUUUUAAUAUGGUGAAAGAAACCACCUCUGACUGCUUCAAGCAGAGUGUUGAUAAGGUAUUAAGCCAUUUGUCACGUACUGGAAAGAUCAAAGAUGAAAACAUUCGGAGCUUGUUCUUUGGAGAUUACGCUAAACCAUCUAGUGAUACAAAAAUCUAUGAUGAAAUCACAGAUUUGAAGAAGCUGACGUCUGUCAUGGAAUACUACCUUGAGGAGUUCAAUAACAUCAGCAAAGCCCCCAUGUCUUUGGUCAUGUUUAAAUUUGCCAUUGAGCACAUCUCGAGGAUCUGCCGAGUGCUGAAGCAGGAUAAUGGCCACUUGUUGCUGGUGGGCAUUGGGGGAAGCGGCCGACAGAGCGCAACCAAACUGGGCACCUUCAUGAAUACCUAUGAGCUCUUUAUGAUUGAAAUCACCAAAUUCUAUACCACAAAUGACUGGAGAGAAGAUAUCAAGAGAGUCAUGCUGCAGUCAGGAGUGGCCAACAAAAGCACUGUCUUCUUGUUCUGCGAUAACCAGAUAAAGGACGAAUCAUUUGUGGAGGAUAUUAACAUGCUUUUGAACACAGGUGAUGUGCCGAACAUAUUUGCAGCUGAUGAGAAGGCUGAUAUUGUUGAAAAAAUGCAGAGUGCUGCAAGGACUGAAGGCAGGAGAAUCGAAGCCACCCCUCUGGCCAUGUACAACUUUUUUAUUGAGCGUGUGAGGAAAAAUCUACAUAUUGUUCUAGCAAUGAGUCCCAUUGGAGAUGCAUUCAGGAAUCGCUUACGGAUGUUCCCUUCACUGAUCAAUUGCUGCACUAUUGAUUGGUUUCAGCAAUGGCCCAAGGAUGCUUUGGAAAUGGUUGCAAACAAAUUCUUGGAGGAUGUGAAACUGGACGAUGAAGUCAGAAAAUCGGUUGUAUCCAUGUGCAAAUUUUUCCAAGAAAGUGUAAGAGAACUCUCUGUCAACUAUUACAAUACUCUUCGGAGGCAUAAUUAUGUAACACCAACAUCUUACCUGGAAUUGAUUCUGACCUUUAAGGCACUGCUAAAUAGCAAAAGGCACGAAGUUGAUAUGAUGAGAAAUCGCUACCUAAUGGGCCUUCAAAAACUUGACUUUGCUGCUUCCCAAGUUGCAGUUAUGCAGAAGGAACUGACAGCUCUUCAGCCUCAGUUAUUGCAAACCUCUGAAGAAACUGACAGAAUGAUGAUUCACAUAGAAAAGGAAACUGUUGAGGUGGAUGCUAAGAAAGAGCUGGUGGCUGCUGAUGAGCAGGAGGCAAAUGAAGCUGCUGCUGUUGCACAGGGCAUUAAGGAAGAAUGCGAGGGGGACCUUGCUGAAGCCAUGCCAGCUCUAGAGGCUGCUCUUGCGGCUCUUGAUACCCUGAAUCCUGCGGAUAUCUCCCUCGUCAAAUCCAUGCAGAAUCCGCCAGGGCCUGUCAAACUUGUCAUGGAGAGCAUUUGCGUCAUGAAAGGAAUAAAACCAGAAAGAAAGCCUGAUCCAAGUGGAAGCGGUAAAAUGAUAGAAGAUUAUUGGGGUAGUUCCAAAAAAGUUUUGGGAGAUCUGAAAUUCCUUGAGGGCUUAAAGACGUACGACAAAGAUAAUAUUCCUUCUGCUGUAAUGAAGAGAAUUAGAGAGAAGUUUAUCAAUCACCCUGACUUUCAACCUGCUGUCAUAAAAAAUGUGUCAUCUGCUUGUGAAGGCUUAUGCAAAUGGGUGAGAGCCAUGGAAGUGUAUGAUCGUGUUGCAAAGGUAGUGGCCCCAAAACGUGAACGGCUCCGGGAGGCAGAAGGCUUGCUAGAUAUCCAAAUGCAGAAGCUAAAUACAAAGCGUGCAGAACUCAAGAAGGUGAUGGAUCGCCUACAAGCACUAAACGAUGAGUUUGAAGAAAUGAAUAACCGAAAGAAAGAACUGGAGAAUAAUAUUGACAUCUGCUCCCAGAAGCUGAUUCGAGCUGAAAAACUGAUCAGUGGCUUGGGAGGAGAGAAGGAGAGGUGGACAGAAGCAGCUCGCUUACUAGGAAUCCGAUACACAGACCUUACUGGGGAUGUUUUGUUAUCGUCCGGGACAGUGGCUUAUCUUGGAGCCUUUACUGUUGAUUAUCGUCAAGAAUGUCAGGAGAAAUGGUUGGCCCUCUGCAAGGAGGAGAAGAUCCCAUGUUCCAAUGAUUUCAGCCUAAGUAACACGUUGGGAGAUCCAGUCAAGAUCCGUGCCUGGCAGAUUGCAGGGUUGCCAAUUGAUUCCUUUUCGAUUGACAAUGGCAUUGUUGUUUCCAAUUCCAGACGGUGGGCUUUAAUGAUUGACCCUCAAGGACAAGCCAAUAAGUGGGUCAAAAAUAUGGAAAGGGGCAAUAAGCUCUCCGUCAUUAAAUUGUCUGACACAAACUACGUAAGAACGCUGGAAAAUGCUAUCCAGUUUGGAACGCCAGUCUUGCUUGAAAAUAUCGGUGAAGAACUAGAUGCUUUCUUGGAGCCAGUGUUACUGAAGACAACUUUCAAACAGCAAGGUGUGGAGUACAUGAGACUAGGAGAAAACAUUAUUGAGUACUCACAUGAUUUCAAAUUGUACAUCACAACUCGGCUGAGGAAUCCUCACUAUCUCCCUGAAGUGGCUGUGAAAGUUUGUCUGCUCAAUUUCAUGAUUACUCCCCUCGGUCUUCAGGACCAGCUUUUGGGGAUUGUGGCAGCAAAGGAAAAACCUGAUCUGGAAGAAAAGAAAAACAAACUGAUUGUUGAGAGUGCAGCUAACAAGAAACAGCUGAAAGAGAUAGAAGACAAAAUCCUUGAGGUUCUCUCCAAAUCAGAAGGAAACAUCUUAGAAGAUGAAACAGCCAUUAAAGUUCUUUCUUCCUCCAAAGAGUUAUCUGAAGAAAUCACUGAAAAGCAAGAAAUUGCCAGUAUCACGGAGAUGGAAAUAGAUGCCACUCGGAUGGGAUACAAGCCCGUAGCUGUUCAUUCGGCAACAGUCUUCUUCUGCAUUUCGGACUUGGCAAACAUUGAACCAAUGUAUCAGUAUUCCUUGGUAUGGUUCAUUAACCUGUAUGUCCAGUCUCUUGCUAACAGCAGGAAAAGUGAUGUCUUAGAAGAAAGGAUUGAAAACAUCAUUGACCAUUUCACAGUAAGCAUCUACAAUAAUGUCUGUCGAUCCCUGUUUGAGAAGGACAAGCUUCUCUUCUCCCUUCUGCUGACAGUAGGGAUAAUGAAAGGGAAAGAUGAGAUCGAUGAUGAAGUCUGGCGGUUUUUGCUCACUGGAGGCGUUGCUCUUGAUAACCCAUAUCCCAAUCCUGCCCCAGAAUGGUUGAGUGACAAAUCAUGGGCUGAGAUAGUGCGUGCAUCAGGCCUGGAAAACUUGCAUGGUUUGAUGGAUCAUGUUCAAGCCAACAUCUGGGCAUGGAAAACGAUUUAUGAUUCUGCCAGACCACAUGAAGAACUGUUUCCAGGCGAGUGGAAUUUGGCCACUGGUCUGGAUCGCAUGGUCAUUCUCCGAUGCCUGAGGCCAGAUAAAAUUAUUCCAGCAACCCAGUGCUUUAUCACAGACAAUAUGGGAAGGAUCUACAUUGAACCUCCAACUUUUGAUCUUGCAGGAAGUUACAAUGAUUCUAACUGCUGUGCUCCACUUAUUUUCAUCUUAUCUCCAGGUGCUGAUCCCAUGGCAGGCUUGUUGAAGUUUGCUGAAGACCUUGGCAUGGAAAGCAUACAGACAAUUUCACUCGGACAAGGGCAAGGUCCAAUUGCAGCCAAGAUGAUUAAUCAGGCUAUUAUUGAUGGAACGUGGGUUGUGUUACAGAACUGCCAUCUUGCAACCAGCUGGAUGCCUGCUUUGGAGAAAAUCUGUGAGGAAACUAUUGUGCCUGAGAAUACCCAUAUCAAAUUCAGGUUAUGGCUAACCAGUUACCCAUCAGAAAAGUUUCCUGUGAGCAUUCUCCAGAAUGGAAUCAAAAUGACCAAUGAGCCACCAAAAGGAGUGAGAGCGAAUCUCCUUCGAUCCUACCUCAAUGACCCAAUUUCCGACCCCACGUUCUUUGGCAGUUGUGAAAAGAAAGAAAUCUGGCAGAAAUUGCUAUUUGGUCUUUGCUUUUUCCAUGCACUUGUACAAGAAAGAAGGAACUUUGGCCCUUUGGGUUGGAACAUUCCAUAUGAAUUCAAUGAAUCUGAUCUCAGAAUCAGCAUGAGGCAAAUCCAGAUGUUUUUAAAUGAAUAUGAAGAAACUCCGUUUGAAGCUCUAACAUAUCUUACAGGGGAAUGUAACUACGGUGGGAGAGUGACAGAUGAUAAGGACAGACGACUCCUCCUCUCACUUCUUUCCAUUGUAUAUUGCAAAGAAUUAGAAACAGAAGAAAAUUAUAGACUUUCUCCUAGUGGGGAAUAUUAUAUACCACCUUGUGGGACAUAUCAGUCUUAUAUAGAUUAUUUGAGAAGUCUACCCAUAUCAACCCACCCGGAUGUGUUUGGCCUCCAUGAGAAUGCCGAUAUUACAAAAGAUAACCAAGAAACAAACUUGCUUUUCAAUGGCAUCUUGUUGACUCUGCCCAGACAAGCAGGGGGAGCUGGAAAAUCCCCCCAGGAAACAGUUCAAGAAUUGGCCCAGGACAUCCUUUCCAAGUUGCCACAAGAUUUCGACUUGGAAAGUGUGAUGGAAAUGUACCCGGUACUUUAUGAAGAGUCCAUGAACACAGUUCUUAGGCAAGAGCUGAUCAGGUUCAACAGGCUUACAGAAGUCGUCCGAAGCAGCCUUAUCAACCUUGGCAAAGCCAUCAAAGGUUUGGUGCUGAUGUCUUCAGAACUUGAAGAUGUUUUCAACAGCAUGCUGGUGGGCAAAGUGCCAGCCAUGUGGGCAUCCAAAUCCUACCCAUCGUUGAAGCCUCUGGGGGGUUAUGUGUCUGACUUGCUGACACGUCUGGUCUUCUUCCAGGAGUGGAUCAAGCAUGGACCUCCAAAUGUAUUUUGGAUAUCUGGUUUCUACUUUACCCAGUCCUUCUUGACGGGGGUUUCCCAGAACUACGCCAGAAAAUAUACUAUCCCGAUAGAUCACAUUGGAUUUGAAUUUGAGGUGAUGAAACAAGAGCAAUACAUUGAGGAAAUGCCUGAUGAUGGGGCCUACGUGAAAGGCCUGUUUUUGGAAGGCGCCCGAUGGGACAGGGAAACCCAGCAGAUUGGUGAAUCUUUCCCCAAAAUCCUGUACGAUUCCCUGCCCAUCAUUUGGCUCAAGCCGGGAGAGAGUGCCAAGUUUCUGCAUGAAAGGAUUUACCUGUGUCCUGUCUACAAAACCAGUGCCAGGAGAGGUACCUUGUCAACGACAGGCCACUCCACCAACUAUGUUCUCUCCAUUGAGCUUCCUUCUGACCUUCCCCAGAAACACUGGAUAAACCGGGGUGUGGCUGCGCUGUGCCAGCUAGACGACUGAACUGUUAAUUAAUGUCAUGCAAUAGUAUUUUCCUAUUAAAAGUUUGUAUAC